This is a messenger RNA of Hipposideros armiger (great roundleaf bat), 564 nucleotides long. RefSeq names its product chaperonin containing TCP1 subunit 6B (gene CCT6B). The record is from RefSeq and is a predicted model, not a curated record. Bases 124 to 564 code for a protein of 146 amino acids. The transcript is spliced from 4 exons. Gene Ontology annotation, molecular function: ATP hydrolysis activity; ATP-dependent protein folding chaperone; ATP binding. NCBI's taxonomy places the organism in Eukaryota, Metazoa, Chordata, Mammalia, Chiroptera, Hipposideridae. Gene Ontology annotation, biological process: protein folding.
CACUUCCUGUCCGGUUGGCGAUUGGCUGAGGUUCUGGAGCCUGAGCCGUGGCGCCGGGAUUGCCCUGAGAAUCGCUGCUCAGGCUGUUUUUGCUGGUUAGGUGGCUCGUUCCUCUUUCGGGUUAUGUCAGCAAUAAAGGCGAUAAACUCCAAGGCUGAAGUGGCGCGGGCCCAAGCGGCCUUGGCCGUCAAUAUAUGUGCCGCUCGAGGGCUGCAGGAUGUUCUGCGGACCAACUUGGGUCCUAAGGGCACCAUGAAAAUGCUUGUUUCUGGUGCAGGUGACAUCAAACUCACCAAAGAUGGCAAUGUGCUGCUACAUGAGAUGAAGGAUGCCACACAACAACAGUGUGCCAUAAUUUUCAGAAAUACAAAGGAUUUUGGCCUGCACCCUAGAAUAAUAGCCGAAGGAUUUGAAGCUGCAAAGAAAAAAGCACUUGAAGUUUUGGAAGAGAUUAAAAUUAAAAAAGAGAUGAAAAGAGAAAUCCUCUUAGAUGUGGCUAGAACAUCUCUACAAACUAAAGUUCAUGCUAAACUGGCUGAUGUGUUAACAGAGGUAUGUGAUUAA